Molecule: messenger RNA, 4477 nt
Organism: Spea bombifrons (plains spadefoot toad)
Lineage: Eukaryota; Metazoa; Chordata; Amphibia; Anura; Pelobatidae
Gene: MAN2A2
Product: mannosidase alpha class 2A member 2
Exons: 23
Coding region: 687-4142 (1151 amino acids)
Biological process (GO): protein deglycosylation; N-glycan processing; mannose metabolic process
Cellular component (GO): Golgi membrane
Molecular function (GO): carbohydrate binding; alpha-mannosidase activity
Source: RefSeq, a predicted model, not a curated record
ACCGAUGGCGGUAGAGCCGGUUCUGCUGCCGCUUUAAUCACAAGCAUCAAGGACCUUGGAAAUCACAGAAAUCUGUGAGGGAAGUGAGGAGCCGUAGAGGUCCCCGUCAGUGACCCGCAUCAGCAUCCGCCUCCCUCCGCAUCCAGCGGCUCCCUGGGUACCAUGUGAAGCCCGCAGCACAGGGAUGCCCGGUAUCCAGAGACCCGGGAGGCUGCAUCCAUGCAUAUUUCAUACGGCCAUGUCUUCCAGCCUGGCAUAGCGGGUCAUUUACAUGUAACCAGUGGCGGAGGGAGGGGGGGGGUGUACACAAGCUGAUUUACGGCAAAUGGCUGCAAAAAGACUCCCUGGCUCCUUCAUCUUAGCAGUAUCGGACUUCUCGUAAAGCAGCAUCAGUCAGCUGUGGGUGUAACAGGACCGGGGGGAGGGCGCAGAUUGACACGGACACGGCUGCUUUGUGCUUCGAGCUCCUCCUUUAUAUCCCGGGUGCAGGUGUUUGGAGAACGAGCGAGGAGAAGCUUCUGCCCCGGAGGAAGGGGCACUUUGUUAUGAAACAUCACCCCGGGGUGGGCAUGUGCUCGGCAGGCCUGGCCUGAUCGGUUUUACAAUCCAGAAGGAGAAACAAGGUGGAGAAGCUGAGGAAAGCCAGGAGGGGGAUAUACAGAGGACGGCUCCUCCAGCUCCCAGGGAUGAAACUGAAGAAGCAAGUAACUGUGUGUGGAGCGGCCAUCUUUUGUGUGGCUGUCUUCUCCUUGUAUCUCAUGCUUGACAAAGUGCAACACGACCCCCCCAGGAGACAGACCGGAGGCAACUUUCCCAGGAGUCAGAUCUCGGUACUGCAGAAUCGAAUAGAGCAGCUUGAACAGCUCCUAGAGGAGAACCAUGAAAUCAUCAGCCAUAUCAAGGACUCCGUCCUGGAACUGACGGCUAACGCGGACGGACAGCCUAUCCUCCUUCCCUAUCACACCGCCAAUGGAACCUGGGUCGUUCCACCAGACGCCCGGCCCAGCUUCUACUCCAUAUCUCCACAGGACUGCCAGUUUGCUGUGGCCAGUAAGGGGCAGAAGACAGAUUUGCAGAUGCUUGAUGUUUACACACAGUUGCCUUUUGACAAUGUCGAUGGAGGAGUCUGGAAACAAGGCUUUGACAUCACCUAUGAUCCGAACGAGUGGGAAGCCGAACCGUUGCAGGUGUUUGUAGUGCCUCACUCCCACAAUGACCCAGGUUGGAUAAAAACAUUUGACAAAUAUUAUUACGACCAGACUCAGCACAUCCUAAACAACAUGGUUGUGAAGCUGCAAGAAGAUCCCCGUCGGAGGUUUAUCUGGUCGGAGAUUUCUUUUUUCUCCAAGUGGUGGGACAACAUCAAUUCUCAGAAGAGGGCUGCUGUGCGCAGGUUAGUGGCAAAUGGCCAGCUAGAAAUGACAACAGGUGGAUGGGUAAUGCCCGACGAAGCCAACACUCAUUAUUUUGCAGUUAUUGACCAGAUGAUAGAAGGUCAUGAGUGGCUAAAGGCAAAUAUUGGUGUAACCCCGAGGUCAGGCUGGGCAGUAGACCCCUUUGGACACAGCUCCACCAUGCCUUAUCUUCUGAAACGGUCCAACUUGACAAGCAUGCUGAUACAAAGAGUGCACUAUUCUAUCAAGAAACAUUUUGCAGCUACGCAGAGUCUGGAGUUUAUGUGGCGACAGACAUGGGAUCCAGACUCCAGUACUGAUAUUUUUUGCCACAUGAUGCCCUUUUACAGUUAUGAUGUACCACACACGUGUGGUCCUGAUCCCAAGAUCUGCUGCCAGUUCGAUUUCCGGCGUCUUCCUGGUGGGAGAAUAAAUUGCCCAUGGAAAGUACCACCCAGACCCAUCACAGAGGCAAAUGUGGCUGAGAGGGCAAACCUUCUAUUGGAUCAGUAUAGGAAGAAGUCCAAGUUGUUCCGAAGUAAGGUGGUCCUUGUUCCCUUAGGAGAUGAUUUCCGUUAUGACAAAAUUCAAGAGUGGGAUUCCCAGUUCUUAAAUUACCAAAGGCUCUUUGAUUACAUGAACUCGCACCCAGAGCUCCAUGUGAAGGCUCAGUUUGGCACUCUCUCGGAUUACUUUGACGCGCUGUACAAGUCCAUGGGUGUUAUUCCAGGAGGGAGACCUCCCGAGAUUCCUGUGCUCCGCGGAGAUUUUUUCUCCUAUGCUGACAGGGAGGAUCACUAUUGGACGGGAUAUUAUACAUCCAGACCCUUUUACAAGAGCAUGGACAGAGUGCUAGAGUCCCAUCUCAGAGGAGCGGAGAUCCUGUACAGCUUGGCUAUAAGUCAUGCCAGGAGAGCAGGAGUGGACAGCAAAUACCCUCUCUCUGACUAUGCUUUGCUAACAGAUGCCAGGCGCAACCUGGGGUUAUUCCAGCAUCAUGAUGCCAUCACAGGCACCGCAAAAGAAGCUGUAGUGGUAGACUAUGGUGUACGGUUGCUCCACUCGCUGAUGAACUUGAAACGCAUCCUAAUUAAUGCAGCCCACUACCUCGUCCUGGCAGACAAGGACAAGUAUCACUACGAUCACUCUGUGCCGUUCUUCAGCACGGAUGACAGUCGCUUAACCCAGGAAACAUUGCCAGAGAAAACAGUUAUUAAGCUGGGUACCUCUCCAAGGUACAUCGUGGUGUUUAACCCUGUGGAACAAAAUCGCCAGUGUGUCGUCUCCCUCCUGGUCAAUACACCCCACGUCCGCGUGCUCACAGAGGAAGGACAGCCCGUGGCGAUCCAGCUCAAUCCCGUAUGGCAGUCGGCUGUUGAAAUGAACCCUGAUGUAUACCAGGUAUCUUUCACAGCCAGGUUGCCUUCUCUUGGACUGAGUAUCUUCCAGCUUUACAUGUCUUUUGACACACACACUACUCUUAAAUCCAACAUGCGUGUCUAUCUGCAUGGGAGGGACCUGACCAUUAAGAAACAAGAUGUCUUUCCUGUAAAGAUUUUAGAAUCCAGCACGGAUGAUUUUUACCUUGAGAAUCAAUACAUGCAGGUCUGGUUCUCUGGUGUCACGGGUCUCUUGAAGGGUAUUAAACGAACUGGUGAGGAAGAGCAUAAAGUUAAUAUGGAAUUACUGAUCUAUGGAACGCGGACCUCAAAGGACAAAAGCGGAGCCUACCUGUUCCUGCCUGAUGGGGAAGCCAAGCUGUAUACUCCUAAAGAUCCCCCUGUGGUUCGAGUCACAGAAGGCCCAUUUUUUUCUGAGGUCACCUGCUACAAUCAACACGUGCAGCAGACCAUGAGACUGUAUAAUUUACCAGGAACUGAUGGGAUGUCAUUAGACAUCAGCUCUAUGAUUGACAUCCGUGAUCACGUCAAUAAAGAGAUAGCCAUGCGCCUCAGCACAGACAUACAGAGCGGAGACACGUUCUUCACAGACCUCAACGGCUUUCAGAUUCAGGCCAGGAAAUUUUUCAAAAAGUUGCCACUUCAAGCAAAUUUUUACCCAAUGCCGGUGAUGGCCUAUAUUCAGGAUGAACAAUCUAGACUAACCUUACACACUGCCCAGGCACUGGGAGUAUCCAGCCUUAAGAGCGGUCAGCUGGAGGUUAUCCUCGACCGCCGUCUAAUGCAGGAUGAUAAUCGUGGACUUGGCCAAGGACUGAAGGACAACAAACGCAGCUGUAAUCGCUUCAGAAUCCUUUUGGAAAAGAGAUCGUCCGGGAACAAGGUACAGGGGACACAGACUGUCAGUUUCCCCUCUCUCCUGAGCCACAUGACAUCCAUGCACUUGAACCAUGAGCUCCUCGUGAUGCCGGUAACCAACGAUAAAGGCUCUGCCCCGGCACUGAAGUCUUUCCUGCCUCUGUCUGCCACCCUCCCCUGCGAUUUCCACAUUCUCAACCUGAGAACGCUACAAGCAGAGGAUGAUGGAAUACCUUCCCCGGACAUGGCGCUCAUUUUACACCGCAAGGGCUUUGACUGUGGCCUUGAAGCAAAAAAUCUUGGGUUCAACUGCACCACAAGCCAAGGAAAGUUGCCUCUUGGAGGUCUCUUCCAUGGACUCGAAGUUGGGCUAAUGCAGCCAACCUCUCUGACUUUGAUGUAUUCUCUAGCUUCGCUUUCAAACAGUAGCAACCCAGUUGUUAACAUGGAACCUAUGGAGAUUUCCACUUAUCGUCUGCGUUUCAGCUAACCCCAGGAAAUUAAGGGAUGAGAAGGUCCCAAAGCACAGCCGUUCUAUACAGAAAAGUGGAUGCUUCUGAUGAAGUCAAAAUGCUUUGACCUAUAGUCGGGAACAUCUUCCGCACUGUAACAAAAAAGUCCAAAGAGGCAACAGCCCAGCAGCUCUAUCCUCUGUCUACAACCCCUAUCCUAAGUAAAGGGGCAGCGAGUUUCAGGUCCCCUUGGCACUGAACGGGUUAAACACAUAGCUGAUGCAUUACAGACUGAGGAGAAACUAUUUGAGAAAAAAUAUUUGUGGAAACUGUUUGUUUGACUUAAAAAUACACACAUAUUUUAAGUGAUCCC